Molecule: messenger RNA, 768 nt
Organism: Neurospora tetraspora
Lineage: Eukaryota; Fungi; Ascomycota; Sordariomycetes; Sordariales; Sordariaceae
Product: nucleotide exchange factor Fes1-domain-containing protein
Exons: 1
Coding region: 1-768 (255 amino acids)
Cellular component (GO): endoplasmic reticulum
Molecular function (GO): protein binding; adenyl-nucleotide exchange factor activity
Source: RefSeq, a predicted model, not a curated record
AUGGAAAAGAACCUCAACCAGCUCCUAAAAUGGAGCAUCGAGGCCCAAGCCGCCGCCUCCGCAGGCCAAUCCCACCACUCCCACGGCACAUCCUCCCCGGGCGCCUCUAACAACGGCCCCGCCACCGGCACCGGCGCCGUAGCCACCUCCCCCGCUCCCCAAGCCACCGGCCCCGGCCCGCGCCCCAUCGACCCCGAAGUCCUCGCCUCCCUCUUCGGCGGCCCCUCCGAAGCCGAACUAAUGAAAGCCGCAAUGGAAGUGAUCACGGACCCUUCGCCCGAGACCACGCUCGAGAACAAGUUGAUCGCCUUCGACAACUUCGAACAACUCAUCGAAAACCUGGACAACGCGAACUUGCUUGAGAAACUCGAUCUCUGGUCCCCCUUGCUCUCGUUGCUGGAGCACGAGGACGAGGACAUGCGCUUCCAUGCGGCGUGGUGCGUGGGUACCGCGGUGCAAAACAACGAGAAGACGCAGGAGCGGCUGUUGGCCAUGGGCGGCGUGCCCAAGUUGGUGGACCUGGCGAUGAAGGAGGGCGAGUCGGAGAAGGUGAGGCGCAAGGCUACGUAUGCGCUGUCGAGCGCGGUGAGGAAUUAUCAGCCGGCUAUGGAUGUCGCGGCGGAGGAGAUGCAUAAGCGCGGCCAUGAGGUUUUGGUGAACAACGGGACCAAGGUGGAUGCGGCCGAUAUGGAUAAGGUGGAUGAGGUUAUUGAGCAUUUGAGGGGUAAGGCUAAGGCUGAGGCUAAGGCUGAGGCUACGGCUGCGUGA